AUGGUGCGUCAGCUCCACGAUGGAGUUCUGGUGCGCGUCACAGACAAUGAAGCGGUCUCAGAGGCAUUCGCAGUGACCAACAGAGUGAAGGAGGGCUGCGUCCUCGCACCUACCCUCUUCAGUCUCAUGUUCUUUGCCAUGCUGCUGGACGCCUACGGUGACGAACGUCCUGGGAUUCGCAUAACCCACAGGACGGACGGCCAUUUACCCAAUCAGCGGCGGAUGCACUCGCAGUGGCGUGUAUCUUCAACCACCGUCCACGAACUUCUGUUCGCCAAUGACUGUACACUCAAUGCAACUACUGAAGGAGAAAUGUAA
Spirometra erinaceieuropaei is the source of this 318-nucleotide messenger RNA. The record is from the annotation of a GenBank genome assembly. Lineage: Eukaryota; Metazoa; Platyhelminthes; Cestoda; Diphyllobothriidea; Diphyllobothriidae.